Syngnathoides biaculeatus (alligator pipefish) is the source of this 1370-nucleotide messenger RNA. RefSeq names its product proteasome 26S subunit, non-ATPase 13 (gene psmd13). Gene Ontology annotation, cellular component: nucleus; proteasome regulatory particle, lid subcomplex; cytosol. The coding region runs from base 33 to 1199 and encodes 388 amino acids. Gene Ontology annotation, molecular function: structural molecule activity. The record is from RefSeq and is a predicted model, not a curated record. Lineage: Eukaryota; Metazoa; Chordata; Actinopteri; Syngnathiformes; Syngnathidae. The transcript has 13 exons. Gene Ontology annotation, biological process: ubiquitin-dependent protein catabolic process.
AGACUUCAGUUCAAUAUCUUUUUGUCGCCACCAUGAGAGAUGUUUCCGGGUACCUCAAACAGCAGCAAAGCAGUAGCACAACACCGGAGAAGGCGACGCAGUGGCACAGCCUGGAGGAAUUGCACAACAAAAGGUUGUGGCAUCAGCUUACACUGAGAUUGACAGACUUUGUUAAAGAUCCUUGUUUCAAAAAUGGAGAUGGUCUUAUACAGCUUUAUGAAAACUUCAUCUGUGACUUUGAACACAGGAUAAAUCCUUUGUCCCUUGUGGAGAUCAUUCUCCAUGUUGCCAGACAGAUGACAAAUCCUAAAGAUGCCAUCACUUUUCUUGAGAAGACCAAGGAAAAAGCAAACUGGCUAUCAUUCAAUCUGGCCCAGGUGAAAAGCAGUGAAGAAGCUGUCAUUCUCUGCAAGACAUCCAUCGGCAGUCUCAAGCUUGAAAUCAAUGAUCUGCCAGCAACGAAGAAACUAAUUGAGGAGGUUGAGGAAAUGUUGAAUAAUUUACCAGGUGUUACAUCGGUGCAUGGCAGGUUUUAUGACCUCUCAAGCAAAUAUUAUCGCAUCAUUGGAAACCACGCCUCCUAUUACAAGGACGCUCUGAGAUACCUUGGUUGUGUGGACACCAAAGACCUUCCAGAGACAGAGAAACAGGAAAGAGCCUUCACACUGGGAUUAGCCGGCCUUUUGGGAGAAGGCGUGUACAACUUUGGCGAACUGUUGAUGCACCCAGUGCUGGAGUCCCUGAGAAACACAGAUAAACAGUGGCUCAUUGACACAUUGUAUGCUUUCAAUGGAGGCAAUGUAGAAAAAUUCCAGGGCUUUAAGUCUGCAUGGGGCCAACAGCCUGACCUUGCAGCACAUGAAUCCAAACUGAUGCAGAAGAUCCAGCUCCUCUGUGUAAUGGAGAUGACUUUCACACGUCCAGCAAACCAUCGGCAGCUGACCUUUACUGAAAUUGCUCAGAGUGCCAAAAUCCCUGUUAAUGAGGUUGAACUUCUGGUGAUGAAGGCUCUGUCCGUUGGCCUUAUUAAAGGGAACAUUGAUGAGGUGGACAAGAAGGUGCAGAUGACUUGGGUGCAGCCAAGAGUCUUGGACUUGCAGCAAAUAAAAGGUAUGAAGGAGCGUUUGGACUUCUGGUGUGGAGAUGUUAAGAAUAUGGCCAUGCUAGUGGAACAACAAGCCCAUGACAUCCUCACCUAAGAUGGUUACCCUCCUCAAUUAAUGCCAUAUCCCUCCAUGUUCUUUUUUUUUUUUAUCCUCUUUUGGACUGCAUCCAUUGUUUUUGGCAUGUUUCAUAAUUAUAUUGCUGUUAUUAUCACUGUAUGGACAAACUGUCUCCCCUUCACCAAAAUAAAAUGAAAAUAAAAUCCA